AUGAAUAUUUGGAUUGCCUUAUCAAUAAAUCUAGUUAUUGGAACAGAUGCAACUAUAAAUCUUUUUGAUCCACUCUCAAAUAUGAACUACAUAUUGUCAGGAAUAAGAUGCACCAUAGCUUUAUUAAGUAUACUCUUUUCACUAGCAAUUUACAAAAAAGUAAAGUUUUCAUAAUUCACUAUUUUACUACAACUCCUAUAUUAAAUGCAACUUGCUUCUGAAAUCAGACAAACAUUUACAUCUUUAAAUUCAUUUAACAUUUACAAAUACCUACUAUUAUUAUAUUACGAACACUAAAAUAAACAACUAAAGUAUCUAUAAUAUAUAACAUACUUAUAUUGUAUGAUUGAAAUAUAAUUCUAAAAUACAUAAAUUCAUUAGUAUACUAUCACAACAUUAAUAUUUAUUAUUAUCAUACUUUUUAAAACAUUCCUGAACUCUUAAUAAUUAACUCAUAAAAAUUCAACUUCUAAUGAUGUAUUCCAUUCAUAUUCUACAGUACCUGCAGAAAUAGCAUCUUCAAAUAGAAAAAUAGAUUAGAUAUCUAGAGAUGAAUUAAUCAAUAUUUUAAAUCAUAGUCGAUAAGGAAUCAUCUACUUUGGAUAGAAUCUUGAGAUUCAAUAUAUGAAUGAAAAAACUUAGAAAUUAUUAUAGACAAAAUCAAAUGAAAUAGCUAUGUAUUAAUUAUAGAAAAUUAUUAUACAGUAAAUAUAUGUUUAAAAUUAAUAGAGGAAUUGAAUAAGAUGAAAAUUAGAAUACUUAACACAAAGAAAUCAAGUCCAGAGCUUCAUAAAAACAUUUAUUAUAAAAGGCUGAUUGUAAAAUGAUUGAAAGUUUAAUUGCCUCAGCUGAAUAAAAUCUCAAGAGAUUCUAAUCAAUGAGUGAAAAAAUACUGGAUUCUUAAUUUUUAUCAAAAAAAUAAAAAAAGAAUUAAUUUACAAUUCCUGAAUUUAGAUAAUUACUCCUAUCUUUAUUUUCUGAUACUCAAAUGACUAAUCUGUACUGAUUAUAUUUUAUUAUAGUUUAGAUCAAAGAACUUUCAUUAAAGCUAAUAAAUUGAAAGUCAAUCUUACAUCAAAUCAUAUAGAAAAAAUUAUUGAAUUGUAAUUUUGCAAAAUUGCCAAUCUCUUAAAUCAAGGUGGAUAUUUGCUUUUCAUAUAGGAUGUAACUGAAAACGAAAGAUUAUAAUAAUAUAUUCAAAAAUAAAAAUUUCAGACAUUACAUUUUAACUCUUUCUCUCAUGAAUUGAGAACACCCCUUAAUUGUUCAUUAACUUUACUACAAGCAUUAAAAACAUAAUAGAUUUCUAAUCAACUUAUUCAUAAUUAUUUAAAUCCUGCUAUAGUUUCAAAUAAAUUAUUAAUGCAUUAAAUAAAUGAUAUUUUAGAUUAUGCUUCAUUUGGUUUAGGAACAUUUUAAUUAAAUAUCAGAGAUUUCCUUAUAAAAGAUUUAUUUAAAUAAUUAGAAGAGUAUUAUAUGGAAAUUUGUUCAACAAAAUGUAUAAAGUUGAUCUUUUCUAUAUUUGAUUCUCUUGAGAAUCAUAUAAUUUAUAAUGAUCCUGAAAGAAUAUUACAACUAUUAGUUAAUUUAAUUAAUAAUUCACUUAAAUUUACAAGAGAAAAUGAUGUUAUUUGUGUUAUUGCUAAAAGUAAAUAGAAAUCAUCAGGAAUAAUCAAAGAUAAUUUUAUUAAAUUUAUUAUUCAUGAUACAGGAAGAGGAAUAGCAAAAACAGAAUUAGAUGCUAUAAAUAAUAUUAUUCAUACAUCUAUUGAUGAUGAUAUAUAUCAUUAGUUAAAGAAUUUCACAACAAAAUAUGUUGGAUUGGGAUUCACUAUAGGUAAUAGAAUGAGCAAUGAAUUAGCUUAUUCUAAAAAAUCAUAUUUCAAAAUUAGAAGUAAAGAAGGUUUAUAUACAAAAGUGAGUUUCAGAAUAAAUAAUUAAAUAACUGCAUUUGCCUUAAGACCAAAAGAAUCCUUAAUUAAAAUUGAUUAAAUAAUAUCAUCAAAUCAUAUUGAUAUUGAAAAUUCAUCAGAAGAGUAACAUCAUAUUCCAUUUUGGACUCAAACUUUCUUCUCUAAUAAAAUGAUUUAAAGUGGAACAUUAUCUUAGAUACUUAUUUGUGAUGAUGUUGUUUUUAAUUUGAUUUCUUUGAAUUUACUGAUUAAGAAUCUUGGUUAUGAAAGUGACACUGUUUAUGAUGGUUAUCAAGCUAUAAAUUAAAUUAAAAAAAGAAAACUUUAAUAAUAAAUAUAAUAUAAGAUGAUCUUUAUGGAUAUUGAAAUGCCAGGAUUAAAUGGAUAUUAAACAUCAACUUAAUUAUUGUAAAUAGAUGAUAAAUUAAAUAUAAUUAUGUGUUCAGCAUAUGAUACAGAAGAUAAUUUAAGUAAAGCAUUAGAAAGUGGAAUGAAAGAUUUUAUUAUCAAACCAGUUAGAAUAGAGUAAUUAAAAGUUUUGAUUAAGAAAUAUAUUAAAUGA
Molecule: messenger RNA, 2475 nt
Organism: Paramecium pentaurelia
Lineage: Eukaryota; Ciliophora; Oligohymenophorea; Peniculida; Parameciidae
Source: the annotation of a GenBank genome assembly